Culicoides brevitarsis is the source of this 1393-nucleotide messenger RNA. RefSeq names its product zinc finger CCHC domain-containing protein 8 homolog. The coding region runs from base 71 to 1357 and encodes 428 amino acids. The transcript has a single exon. NCBI's taxonomy places the organism in Eukaryota, Metazoa, Arthropoda, Insecta, Diptera, Ceratopogonidae. Gene Ontology annotation, cellular component: catalytic step 2 spliceosome. The record is from RefSeq and is a predicted model, not a curated record. Gene Ontology annotation, molecular function: RNA binding; zinc ion binding.
GUUUACAUUUUUCUCGAAGUAAUUUUUUGUUCGAAAUUUACCCGAAAAUUACUCAAAAAUAUUAAAAAUAAUGACAGAAGAAGAGAAAAACCUCACAAAACAACUUUUUACCGUGACUUUCAACCAAAAAGAGCACUUUGAAAAGGUCAAAGACUCGUUCGGCAUCACGCUCAAGGAAUUUUUGCGAGGACACGACUUCAAAUCCGUUCAAAUUUACACAAAUAACGAAAAUCACACAAUUUCCGCGACAUAUUCCGAGACAAUUGACGAAGACGAGUGUUUUCAAAUUGAUUCGACGCCAUGCCCCGUGCCAAUUGCUUACGUCAAAUACGAAACGACGAUAAAUCUCGUGAGUUCCGCGGCGCAAAAAGACUUGAAUGACGCUGCUCCGCCCGGUGCUGGGCGAAAUGCUUGCUUCAACUGCGGAAAUGACGAUCAUUCGGUGCGAGAAUGCCCCGAACCGCGUGAUGGAAAGCGAAUUUCCAAAGCAAGACAAUCACUUUCAAAAAAAGUCGAGCGAUAUCACUUGAAUGUCGACCAAAAAUACGACGCUUUCAAGCCGGGCGUCAUCAGCGACGAGCUUCGGGCUGCUUUGGGACUCCGUUCGCGCGAAUUACCCAUCCACAUUUACAAAAUGCGACAAUUGGGAUACCCGCCCGGAUGGUUGGAGGAAGCAAAAACCACAGAUUCGGGCCUUGCGAUGUUCACAAGUCACAAAAAUCACAAAGAAGAGGGCGAAAAUGAUGACGACGAGGACGAAGCUAUUUACGAUCCAUCACAAAUCAUUGAUUUUCCGGGUUUUAAUACGUGUCGCGGUGAUUUUAUCGACGAUUCACGGAGAUAUGACCUGCCUCGGAUGCAUCCGAUGCACGAAAAACAAUUUUUCAUCAGUCGUUUGAGGAAGAAAAAGCCCAAAAAAGACGCCGACACGCAGGAAAUUGACAUGGAAGAAAGUCCUCCGGGAUCGCCGACGCUUGAUGACUUACGAAAUGAGCAAAAAAAGCUCAUCGAAGAACUGGGAACUGCCAUAGAGACGGAAAAAAAUGAAAAUUCUGAAGAGAAUAACUCACAAAAUUUGUCGGAAGAUCAGUAUGAAGUCAUUGACGAGGUACUUGAGUCAUCCCAAACCUCCGGAGAAGCUGAUACGUCGCUCACAACACGUUCCAAUACGCUUUCGAUAGCUCAAGGAACGCCCAUUUUGAAGUCUUGCUCGAAAUAUGAUCGACUUCCGACGGGAGAUGUUUGGCGCGAGGGCGUCAGCGAAGUGAUUGACUUUGAAAAUUUACCAAACUCGACGGGAAAAUACGAACAAAUGAAAGAUGUCAUUAGUAAAGUUAGAAAACGUCUCAAUAAGUAAGGCAUUUAUGGAGAAAAAAAAUAAAUUUUAACAAUG